CCACGUCCACAAGUGAAAGAUUGUGCGCUAUCAACACCGACUUAAAAGACCGGACAAAGGAAGUAUAUUAAAAAAAAAUUAAAAACCCCACAACUAUGAGGCUUUAAGAUCGGAGCAUUCGUCUCGCGCUCGUCUCACGUGUAUUUUUUGAGAUUCUUCUCCUGUGGCCCGAGCGUCUCGUUUCCGUGUCUCGCGAGGAGUUUGGUGCGGAGAGAGACGGGCCCCGCGCGUAAAAGUGUCCAUGUGGAAAGCUGCAGUCGGUGACCUGACUGCGCUCUGACGGGACGGCGCCGGUUUCUGUUUGCCUUUUGCCUUUCGCUCGCCUGUCGCCGGGACGUUGGGAAGGUCCGCAGAAACGCUUUUUGCUGAGCUUUUUUGACCUGGCAGGGGGGGGAGGGAGGAAUUUUUGUUGUUGCAGAUUUGAAGAAUGGUGCCCCGGUUUGGGAAUGUGGUCCAGCUCCUCACGCUGGCGUGUGCUCUGUACUUUGGGGUCUCCUCUACAACGGCGAACGUACUGAAAUCGGAGAGGUGGCUGCAGCAGUAUGGAUACCUUCCCCCGGGGGACGUCAGGGCGCAGGCGAUCCGCUCGCCAAAGUCCGUGGCCACCGCGAUAGCCGCCAUGCAGAGGUUCUACGGCCUGACUGUGACCGGCUCCAUCGACACCAACACAAUAGAGGCCAUGAGCCGCCCGCGGUGCGGCGUCCCGGACAAGUUUGGCCCCGAGCUAAAAAGCAACCUGCGAAGGAAGCGGUACGCCAUCCAAGGACUCAAAUGGGACAAGACCGAGGUGACCUUCAGCAUACAGAACUACACCCCUAAGGUCGGGGAGCACGCCACGUACGAGGCCAUCCGGAAAGCCUUUAAGGUGUGGGAGCGGGAGAUACCGCUGACCUUCAGAGAAAUCCCCUACAGCCACAUCCGGGGCAAGGUGGACAAGUUCGCAGACAUCAUGCUUUCCUUCGCCGAGGGUUUCCAUGGCGACAGCACGCCGUUUGACGGCGAGGGCGGCUUCCUGGCCCACGCUUACUUCCCCGGCCACGGCAUUGGUGGCGACACGCACUUUGACCUCGCCGAGCCCUGGACCACCGGGAAUGUCGACCAAGGAGGUAACGAUGUGUUUUUGGUGGCUGUCCACGAGCUGGGUCACGCCCUGGGACUCGAGCACUCCAACAACCCCUCCGCCAUCAUGGCUCCUUUCUACCAGUGGAUGGACACCGAAAACUUUCAGCUCCCAGACGACGACCGCAGAGGCAUCCAGGCAAUCUAUGGAACCAAGUCCGGGGCACCUCCUCCUCCACCGCGGCCCACCCAGCCCUCCAACCCUGACAGGCCUGACCACGGUCCAGACAUCUGCGAGGGACAUUUUGACACAAUCGCCGUCCUCAGAGGGGAAAUGUUUGUAUUCAAGGAUAAGUGGUUGUGGCGUGUGCGUAACAACAAGGUUCUGUCGGGAUACCCAAUGCCCAUCGGGCAUUUCUGGAGAGGCCUGCCCGCCAAUAUCAACGCCGCCUACGAGAGGGAUGAUGGGAAAUUCGUCUUCUUCAAAGGCGACAGGUAUUGGGUUUUCGCCGAGUCCAACAUGGAGAAGGACUCUCCUAAGAGCCUGAGAGACCUUGGAACUGGUUUACCCCGAGACAAGAUGGACGCUGCUCUCUUCUACACCCCGACAGGACAGACGUACUUCUUCAGAGGAAACAAGUACUACCGUUUCAACGAGCAGACUCGGACGGUGGACAGAGAUUACCCCAAGCCCAUCAGCAUGUGGAACGGAGCGCCUGACAACAUCAAAGCCGCCAUCAUGAGUGAGGACGGAUCUUAUACUUACUUCUACAAAGCCAACAAGUACUGGAAGUUCAACAACCAGUACAUGAAGGUGGAGUCCGGCUACCCCAAGUCCGUCCUCAGCGAGUGGAUGGGCUGUGAGGGGGAGGAGCCAAAGAAGGGGCGGGAAGAGGAGGUGAUUAUCAUCGAGGUGGACGAAUCAGAGGGCGGGGCGGGGCCGGCGGCCGUGGUCAUCCCUCUGCUCUUAUUGGUGCUGGUGGUGCUCACGCUGGGGGCGCUGUUGUUUUUCCGGAAGUACGGCACACCCCGACGCCUCCUCUACUGCCAGAGAUCCCUGCUGGACAAGGUGUAAAAGAAAGGAAAAGAAAGGGGGGAAAAAGAGUGACAGGUGACUGACAGACUACCGCAGAGAGACGGAAAGAGGGAGAAAGAGCACCGGAUGAAGAAAGACUGGGAAGGGGGGAAGAACGAGAGAGAGAGAGAGAGAGAGAAAGGGAAUGCCAGUGUAAAAACAGAGGACGUGGGGUUGGAAAGGGUGGGGGUGUUGACGCGUCAGGGUUUAGGUGGUUUGUAUGCACCACAAUAAAGAGAAAGAGAGAAAGGGACUAAAAGCCAAAUCAGGAAAUGUGUAUUUGUAUGUUAGCUUUUUACAUGUACCGCUCUGCGAUUACGAACAGACCCAAGAAACUCACACACCAGGAAAGGGAACCGGACGGAGAGAGAGAGAGAGAGGGUUCUUCUUCAUCAUCAGCUUCAUCGAAUUUACACCCUUCGGUUUCAAAGGUCCUCCUCCCCGUCCUCCCCCUCUCUUCCCUACCGGAUGUUUGGGGGGGGGGAAACCAUCCUUCCUCUUGACUUUAAAACUUGACGACUCCAGCUUCCACAGCUGUCUGAUUCAUAUUUUCAUCCCUGUCGACUUUCGUUUUGAAUUCUACGUCUCACUUUCUGGGUUGGGGGGGGGGUUUCUUCUUCUUUUUUUUUUUUUGGCUCGGAAAUUCAUUGUGUCAUGAUCAUGAGCGGUUGCCACCAAAAUACCCUUAUUCUGAUAUAAAUUGCUGUAAAAAAAACUCCGUUGUUACAUUACAAGUGUAAACUACUAACUACUAAGACACGUUAGCGUCAUAUCGAAUCCCCCACCGGGCGACAAAAAUAACCGUUACUACGAAAUCCGCGUGUUUCGGUGAUGAACCUUCUGCUUUUCUUUUGUACUUUUGAAAUUCAUUCACGUAAUAUCCCCUCCUCCUGUCGACCACUAUAGUAGGAUUUUUUUUUUUGUACCCCGCCACCUUCAAAAAUACCUAAGCCUUCCCUCCGGCCGCUGCUUGGUCAGCGGACAUAAAUGGAGACUUGGUGCCAUUUUACUCGGAACGGAUGUCAGAUGGCAGUUGAACGCGAAGAUAAUGGCGCGCCUUUUAUGCAAAGUAGCGGCGCGGGCCACGUCACAACUCAAAACACGGAUGGAGGUUAUAUGCGCCCAGGAGCCUGUGAACGGUUGUUUUUUUUUUUUUUAUUAUUAUUCCGACCGGAACAUAAAGUCAAACUGUGUAAGUCAACGUUCAUCCCGCUAUUUUCACCCCCUCGUCGCUAAAACGCCUCGUGAAGAUGGGCACAUUCCGUAUCAAACCGUAGUCUCGUAUCCAGACAUGCUUCCCACCGCCGCAUCUAUGUGCAGUUAUAUACGUGUCUUAAGUCGCUUGUGGCGCGAGCAGCCGGACGGAGAGAGAGAAGGGACCAAAAAAACAAAAAAAAGAGGAGGAUGACGGUGUUCCCGCGUGGCGGUCCGUCCAUCUCCGACAAACGGUCCACGUGUUGGAUUAAAGGGGUACAGUUUCAAACGACAACAACAAAAAAUAAUAAUAAUUCGUGGUCCAAUUGUUCUGUUUAUGACUAUUAUCAUUGCUAUGGAUAGUUAUUGUCGUUAUAACUAUGGUUAUUGUUAUUAUUGUUGUGGUAAAGUUAUAGGGACAUUUUGUUUGUGUUGCUGUACAUUGUCAUUUGGAGUCCUGCUGGACAGAGGCGUAACGUGACAAUGAUGGAAGAGCCCCUCCCCAGUUUACAUUCAGUGUGUGGUGAAUGUGUUCUGUACAACAGGGGGGGGGGGUCGUGUGCUUUUUUUGGGGGGGGGCCUGUUAUAUUCGAAAACACCAUUUUCCCCCCCAUUGGUUGGCGCAGAAUGACAAACAAUGCUAUUUAUGAACUUAAGACUCUGAUGGUGCUCAGUCUUUUUUUUUCUUUUUUCUUU
This is a messenger RNA of Lampris incognitus (smalleye Pacific opah), 4024 nucleotides long. It is a transcript of the gene mmp14a, whose product is annotated as matrix metallopeptidase 14a (membrane-inserted). Bases 428 to 2134 code for a protein of 568 amino acids. Gene Ontology annotation, cellular component: extracellular matrix. Gene Ontology annotation, biological process: zymogen activation; skeletal system development; extracellular matrix organization. The transcript has 10 exons. Gene Ontology annotation, molecular function: zinc ion binding; metalloendopeptidase activity. NCBI's taxonomy places the organism in Eukaryota, Metazoa, Chordata, Actinopteri, Lampriformes, Lampridae. The record is from RefSeq and is a predicted model, not a curated record.